Messenger RNA from Arachis duranensis, 2147 nucleotides. Its product is annotated as mannan endo-1,4-beta-mannosidase 2. The transcript is spliced from 5 exons. The coding region runs from base 603 to 1895 and encodes 430 amino acids. Lineage: Eukaryota; Viridiplantae; Streptophyta; Magnoliopsida; Fabales; Fabaceae. The record is from RefSeq and is a predicted model, not a curated record. Gene Ontology annotation, molecular function: hydrolase activity, hydrolyzing O-glycosyl compounds.
CUAUCACAGUUCACAUCGACACUAACAUUUCACCGCACACACUCUCCAUCAUCAUCAUCAUCACCACUUGACAAUUUUUGACUGGUUUUGAAGAUAGAUAAACCCCCAAAGCAUAGCCAUGUGAUUCUAUCUCAGCUCAAUUUCAAUGCAUGAGCUGAAAUUGGAAGCUGCAACCAUAAGCAAUUCCUCAUAAUUUAUGCACAUUCAUCGCCCUCUGCUCAUCUCAUUAUACCAUUUACAUUCCCCAAGUUGCUGCAACUUACAAACUUGUCAAAACUCAAAAUUCCCCAAAAUGCGUUAUUGUUGGGGUCACUAGAUUUUCUUUCUUUUUUUCUUUUCCAUUUUGUUGGUACUCAAUAAAGUCGAUGCCUUUCAAGGCCGUCCAUACUAUUUCUCAAUCUUGAAAGAGAGAGAUCCAGACACUUCAACCAAUUGGGGUGUUAAGAACCGCAAAAUUCAAUUCUGGGUUAGCUUCAGCAAUCUUCAAUAAAGUGCGACUAAUUCACUAUAAAUUUUUGGCCUUUCCGAACAAAGGGCCAAAAGGGUACUCGAGAAUCCCAACAAUUCGUUAAAUUUCUUCGGUUUAACCCACCCCUCAGAUAAUGGUCUCAGGAAAUGGCGUGUGUUUCCCUAUUCUGGGUUUUGCAUCCUUUUUGCUUUUCUUUUAUAUGUCUUUCGGAAGCUUAAGGUUCAGCUUUCUAUUUGAGGAAGAUGGAAAACCGUUGUCGUUUGUGGAGAGGAACGGGACGCAGUUCGUGUUGGAUGGAAAAGCCUUAUAUGUGAAUGGUUGGAACUCUUACUGGUUAAUGGGGCAAUCAGUGGAAGUGUAUAAUAGGCCAAAGGUGCGUGAAAUGCUGCAAAAUGGUGCAAAGAUGGGUUUCACAGUUUGUAGAACUUGGGCGUUCAAUGAUGGUGACUACAAUGCCCUUCAAAUUUCACCUGGCCAUUUUGAUGAGCAAACAUUCAAGGCCUUGGAUUAUGUCAUAGCAGAAGCGAGGCAAAAUGGAAUUAGGCUGCUUCUUAGCUUGGUGAAUAACUUGCAAGCUUAUGGUGGGAAGACUCAGUAUGUAAAAUGGGCAUGGGAAGAAGGGGUAGGGCUAAGCUCAUCUAACGAUUCUUUCUUCUUCGAUCCGUCAAUCCGUAGUUACUUCAAGAAUUAUGUCAAGACUGUUUUGACAAGGAAAAAUACUAUCACCAAAAUUGAAUAUCGAAAUGACCCCACCAUUUUUGGGUGGGAAUUGAUUAAUGAACCCCGUUGCAUGUAUGAUCCUUCUGGUGACACUCUCCAAGAGUGGCUUGAAGAAAUGUCAAGUUUUGUCAAAUCAAUUGACAAGAACCAUUUGCUGACUAUCGGUCAUGAAGGUUUUUAUGGUCCUAAUGACCUGAAAGACUCAACUGUUAACCCCGAGUAUUGGGCAUCCCGACUUGGAAUUGAUUUCAUCCGGAACUCCAACAUCUCGAAUAUUGAUUUCACCUCUGUCCAUAUCUAUGCUGACCAUUGGUUUCAUGAUCAAUCAUUUGAAGACCAACUGAAAUUUGUUUCCAAGUGGAUGCUUUCCCACAUUGAAGAUGGUGACAAUGUACUGAAUAAACCCGUCGUGUUCUCCGAAUAUGGAUAUUCAGAAUUCAACAAGAACUUUUCAUUUUCAGACAGAGAAAAGAUGUAUAGAAGAAUUACAGACAUAAUCUACAAAUCUGCUAAGAAGAACAAGUCAGGAGCAGGUGCUUUGGUUUGGCAAUACUUAGUUGGGGGAAUGAAUGAGUUUUCUGAUGAAUAUGGUAUGGUCCCAUGGGAAAGUUCAUCAACCCACUCACUCUUUAUUGAGCAAUCAUGCAGAUUGGCCAAACUCAAACAAUUGCCCCAACAGUAUCCAAGUUUCAAAGACCUUUGUUAACAAAAAAAUGGAGGUAAUUUGUAUAGCAAGUUUUCAUCAUAAGACAUGGAUCCUUGGGGCUGCUUCAUGAGAGGGUUCAUCGCCAAAAUUACACCGUAUUGAUUUGAUUCGUUGAGUAUAAAUUACAGUUUGAUAGCAUAGACUAGAGACUAUUAUAAAACAUGGCAUUGUUUCAGAUUGUUUUAUACUGUUCUAAACAAAAUGUACAAGUCAAGAAUCUUAAUAAAUAUGAUGCAAAUUUUUGUGCUAGAA